GCACAGUCCACAGAACAAAAAUGAAAUUUCAUAGUUUGGCAACAUGGAUUCAUUGUCAACAACUUUCAACUGAUUAGUUGUUGAAGUAAAGCGGCGACAUGUCUGACACAUGGAGUGAUAUACAGGCUUUUAAAUCAAGACAAAGUAGCCUGCGAGAAAGGUUACAGAGGCGCAAAAAAGAGAGAGAAGGCUUAGUUUUAAGUAUAACUAGUGAAUUAAGUACUGGCAGUCCCAGAAGUAACAGUCCAGUAUUGAAUGCUGCUAUUAAAGAAGAAAGCAAUUCAGUACCUGAAAUAAAAUCUGAUCCUGUUGUUGAAUACAAAUUACUUUUAUGCCUUUGUGAUGCCAUUAACUUACCAACUGAUUCUAGAAUUUUAGUUUCUAAUAUAGUAAAAUCUUUAAACAAAGAUGUACCACAUAUUAUGGUGGAGAAUUUACUGCAGAAGUUUGCAACACAAGAGCUCAUAACCAUUAAUGAAAGUUUUACACCCGAAGGUAAAAGCUGUUUGGUUGUUUCCUCUGCUGAGCAUACUAAAUUACAAGCUAUGGCCAAUGAUCUCUGCUUAGAAGAUCCAACUUUGAGUAAGGUACAUGGAGCUCAAAAAAGAAAAGUAGAGGAAACUCUAGAAGAAGAACCUAAAACUAAGAUUGUAAAUAAGAGCAGAGACAUUAAUAAAAGUAACAAAAAUACUGAUACAAUUGAAAAUCUACUAUCUUUACCAUCUGCCAGAGAAAAGGAAACAAAGAAACUAGGUGAAGAAAUUCUAGAACUUCUUAGUAAACCUACUGCAAAAGAGCGAUCAUUAGUUGAACAGUUUCGCUCCCAAGGAGGAGCCCAAGUACAAGAAUUUUGUCCUCAUGGUACAAAAGAAGAAUGUACUAAAGUUUCUGAUGGUAAUCAACCUUGUGAUAAAUUGCAUUUUAAGAAAAUAAUUCAAAAGCACACAGAUGAAUCCUUGGGAGACUGUUCUUUUUUGAACACAUGCUUUCAUAUGGAUACUUGCAAAUAUGUUCAUUAUGAAGUUGAUUACUCAACUGUAUCUCAGGUUUCAAAAUCUCAAAAAAAUGAAAAAAGUGAUUCCAAGUUAUCUCAUGAUGGUAAUAAACCAGUGUUAUUUCCUCCACAAUGGAUACAAUCUGAUUUACGCUAUUUUGAUAUGACUAUUUUGGGAAAAUUUGCUGUUGUCAUGGCUGACCCUCCCUGGGAUAUACACAUGGAACUACCCUAUGGAACAAUGUUAGAUGAUGAAAUGCGACAUUUAAAUAUUCCUAGCUUGCAAGAUGAGGGUCUCAUUUUUUUAUGGGUUACUGGUCGUGCUAUGGAAUUAGGCCGAGAAUGCCUGCAAUUGUGGGGUUAUGAAAGGUGUGAUGAAAUUAUUUGGGUCAAAACAAAUCAACUUCAGCGAAUCAUACGUACUGGACGAACUGGUCACUGGCUGAAUCAUGGCAAAGAGCAUUGUUUAGUUGGUGUUAAAGGUAAUCCUAAAGACAUAAAUAGAGGUCUUGAUUGUGAUGUUAUAGUUGCUGAAGUAAGAGCUACAAGCCAUAAACCUGAUGAAAUAUAUGGUAUUAUAGAAAGGCUUUCUCCUGGUACUCGUAAAAUUGAACUUUUUGGACGCCCUCAUAAUGUGCAACCAAACUGGAUAACUUUAGGAAAUCAAGUUAAUGGUGUCCGUUUAAUUGACCCAACUCUGAUUGAAGUCUUUAGAAAAAUGUAUCCUGAUGGGAACAGUAUGAAGAAACCGGAACCAUAAUUUCUAUAUCACCAGCAAAUUAUUAUUAUUUUCCAUUUUAUUUUGAGAUUUUCAUAUGACAAAUAAAAUGCAUAUUAUUAUCAACAUA
Stegodyphus dumicola is the source of this 1842-nucleotide messenger RNA. RefSeq names its product methyltransferase like 3 (gene Mettl3). Lineage: Eukaryota; Metazoa; Arthropoda; Arachnida; Araneae; Eresidae. Gene Ontology annotation, cellular component: nucleus; RNA N6-methyladenosine methyltransferase complex. Gene Ontology annotation, biological process: RNA methylation; mRNA modification. Gene Ontology annotation, molecular function: mRNA m(6)A methyltransferase activity. The record is from RefSeq and is a predicted model, not a curated record.